AUGGGUAAAAACGUCAUCUCCAAGUUCAACAAGAAUGACCGCGUGAAGGACUUGAUAACCAAGAAACGAGCUUCCGAAAGAGUUUUGGAUGAUGUGGUGCUGUUGACCGACAACAUCCCCGUUGAACGCCAAGAAGCUCUACUACAAGAUGGUUUCGACUUCUUGGACGAGGCCCAGCUAAAGCAAAUCGCAGAUGCUCUUGACCCAAAAAUAAAGUUCCAAUGCACUGAAGAACGCUUGGCAUCAAUUGCAGGAAUUUUGUUUAAAGAAGUGGGCGAGAUGGAGGUUGCUUUGAGCCAUAUUCAAGACACGAAGAACCAGCUUAUCUUGCUCUUCAUCCAGACCUUUGCUCAGGGGUUCAGCAAUGAGAGCUCCAACCCCGCGAACUUUGACCUUGAACCGAUGAGGAAGCAGGUAGAUUACUUGGGAAAGCUUCGCAUUGAGUUGAGGCGUCGUUCAUCCGAUAAUUCGGCUAAUGAAGCUCCUGCUGAAAACCGGACAGGUUGCUGUAUAAUGUAA
Molecule: messenger RNA, 519 nt
Organism: Symbiodinium necroappetens
Lineage: Eukaryota; Dinophyceae; Suessiales; Symbiodiniaceae
Source: the annotation of a GenBank genome assembly